GAUGGGGAUUUAGCUAUGUGCUGGUGUGGGUCUUGGAGUCAGGUGAGCCCCGGGGCUGUGUGACUGUGAAGCACUCCUCACCCUCUCUGAGCUUCAGGUCAGCAUUGUGGGGGAGUGCAGGUUUGGGCCCUUCCAGGAGCGUGUGGAGACCUGGGUGCUACUCCUCAGCUCUGCCACGCUGGCUGUGCUGUAGAGGAGAUCCCGCGGGAGCGCUGGUUCACACAGCUGCGCAGCGGGAGUGAGUGAGCCGCCUUCCAGCUCCUGGAUAGUGACACAGCCUUCGAGCUGGGCUGCAGGAUUAGCAGAGAAACUCCAGGCUGGUUGUGCUGUCGGCGGCUUCCUUGUGCUUCCUGUUGGUUGUGUCCUGGGAAUUGGCUCUGCUCAGCCUGGAUUCACUCUGGGGAGAACGAGGGAGCUGCCUGGCGGAGGAGUCUUUAGAGAAGACCCUGUGGCCACAGGGUCCGGCAGAGCACAAGGGAGACCCCAGUUACUUCUCCAGCUGUCUUCAGCCAAACCUUCUUUGGAGCCACCUUCCCACUUCCUGCUGGUCGAGUCAUGAAGAAGCAGUUUGUGGUGCUGGGCUUGUUGGCUGUGGUUCUGCUGCUGGUCAUCGUUGGUCUCUGCGUCUGGCUGCCCUCCGCCUACACGCACCCCGACCAUGUGUAUGCCAGGGCGGCUGUGGCCGCCGAUGCCAAGCACUGCUCGGAGAUUGGGAGGGACGUGCUGCUGGAUGGCGGCUCGGCAGUGGACGCAGCCAUCGCAGGCCUGCUGUGUGUCGGGCUCAUGAACCCUCACAGCAUGGGCAUCGGCGGCGGCCUGUUCCUCACCAUCUACGACAGCUCCACGGGGAAAGCUGAGAUUAUCAAUGCCCGCGAGGUGGCACCCAGGUUGGCGUACACCAGCAUGUUCAACAGCUCGAAGCAGUCCGAAGAAGGGGGGAUGUCAGUGGCAGUCCCUGGUGAGAUCCGUGGCUAUGAGCUGGCACACCGGCGGCAUGGGCGGCUGCCUUGGCAUCGCCUCUUCCAACCUAACAUCCGGCUGGCCCGCGAGGGCUUCCCUGUGGGCAAGGGCUUGGCAGCAGCCCUGAACAGAACACAGACUGUCAUUGAGCAGACGCCUGGCCUGUGCGAGAUUUUCUGCCGGAACGGGAAGGUCCUUCAGGAGGGGGAAACGGUGACCAUGCCACGGCUGGCUGACACGUAUGAGACGCUGGCCCGAGAGGGGCCCCAGGCCUUCUACAAUGGCAGCCUCACGGCGCAGAUUGUGAAGGACAUCCAGGAUGCCGGGGGCAUUAUAACCACCGAGGACCUAAACAACUACCGCGCUGAGCUGAUCGAGCACCCGCUGAACAUCAGCCUCGGGGACUCGGUGCUGUACACGCCCAGCGCCCCACUCAGUGGGCCUGUGCUGGUUCUCAUCCUCAACAUCCUCAAGGGGUACAACUUCUCCCCGGCAAGCGUGAGCACACCUGAGCAGAAGGCCUUGACGUACCACCGCAUCGUGGAGGCCUUCCGGUUCGCCUAUGCCAAGAGGACCCUGCUUGGGGACCCCAAGUUUGUUGAUGUGACUAAGGUCAUCCAGAACAUGAGCUCCGAGUUCUUCGCCGCCCAGCUUCAAGCCCGAAUCUCUGACGACACCACGUUCCCGGUCUCCUACUAUGAGCCUGAAUACUACACACCUGACGAUGGGGGCACUGCCCACCUAUCUGUGGUCUCGGAGGAUGGCAGUGCUGUGUCCGCCACCAGCACCAUCAACCUCUACUUCGGCUCCAAGGUCAUUUCCCAAGUCAGCGGCAUCAUAUUCAACAACGAGAUGGACGACUUCAGCUCUCCCAACUUCACCAACCAGUUCGGGGUGUCCCCUUCCCCGGCCAAUUUCAUCGAGCCAGGGAAGCAGCCACUCUCAUCCAUGUGUCCGUCGGUCAUUGUGGGCAAGGAUGGCAAGGUCCAGAUGGUGGUGGGAGCCUCUGGAGGCACACAGAUCACCACAGCUACUGCGCUGACCAUCAUGCAUAGCCUCUGGUUUGGCUACGAUAUGAAGCGGGCAGUGGAGGAGCCCCGGCUGCAUAACCAGCUUCUGCCCAAUACCACAACACUGGAGAAAGACAUUGACGAGGCAGUGGCUGCGGGCUUGAGGACCCGGCAUCACGAAACCGAGGUCACUCCUACCUUCAUCGCUGUGGUCCAGGCCAUUGCUCGAACAGCCCGUGGCUGGGCAGCUGCCGCGGACUCCAGGAAAGGCGGGGAGCCAGCCGGCUACUGAGUUCAUUCGGGAUAACCAAGACUGACCCGCAGCCCAGGGCCAAGACACCUGGGCCAAGAGUGGGACUUUAGGAAGGCGUGCUCUCUUGAUGAGUGGCACAGCAGCGUAAUAAACGGGGCCACGGCGUAGCGCUCUGGGCAGCGUUGCAGGCCAGGUCCCCCCUCGCUGGG
Messenger RNA from Chinchilla lanigera (long-tailed chinchilla), 2432 nucleotides. It is a transcript of the gene Ggt1, whose product is annotated as gamma-glutamyltransferase 1. The transcript is spliced from 15 exons. The coding region runs from base 556 to 2262 and encodes 568 amino acids. Gene Ontology annotation, molecular function: glutathione gamma-glutamate hydrolase. Gene Ontology annotation, cellular component: plasma membrane. Gene Ontology annotation, biological process: glutathione catabolic process; peptide modification; regulation of immune system process. The record is from RefSeq and is a predicted model, not a curated record. NCBI's taxonomy places the organism in Eukaryota, Metazoa, Chordata, Mammalia, Rodentia, Chinchillidae.